This is a messenger RNA of Clupea harengus (Atlantic herring), 3418 nucleotides long. It is a transcript of the gene aar2, whose product is annotated as AAR2 splicing factor. The coding region runs from base 1651 to 2811 and encodes 386 amino acids. Lineage: Eukaryota; Metazoa; Chordata; Actinopteri; Clupeiformes; Clupeidae. The record is from RefSeq and is a predicted model, not a curated record. The transcript is spliced from 8 exons.
CCUUUUUAAAUGCGAAAUCUAUUUCUCCUGGCUUGGAAGAGGAGGUAAAUAUGCACGCUGACUGACUGCUACAACAGUGCGGCCAUACCAUUUCCACCGGUUCUUCCACUAUCGAAACCGAAAGCAACCGACCAAAAAGUGAUUGAUCGCGGAAGUUUUUUGGAUUUGAUACGAGCUGCUGUAAUCUAAAGCCCACAGCCAGCAACCCAUGACGGGAAGGGAAAUUGGAGCCCCGGACGGCAAUGUGAAGAUGGUGGAAGGAACGCAACACAGGCGCAGGGGGUAUCUUCAUGCCAGAUCGUCUGCUUUAUUCUCGGACACCAAUUCAAAGAUAAACUACAUGUAAAACGAUUGGUUGCUUUCCCGGUGUCCCAGAGAACCAACUGAAUUUUAUUUCAGGGAAAUGUGAGCUACGCACUACGAGCAGUAUGUGACCACUGGCUUGGCUGGGGUUAACAGCAUGGGACUCAUACAUGUGAAGGAUUCAUUCAACAUACAAUGAUAAAUGUGUGUUAACAGGCCUUCUGUUUGCAUCGUUUUGGUGUCGCUGCUCUUUGCAGUAGCCUACAGCAAGCGGCUCGACUACUCCAACAUUUUGAGCGCAUACAGAAACAUAAUCUUUCCAGAAGUCCAAAACCUAAAUCUGAAUGGUUCCUAUACACCCGAGGGGAAAGAUUGCUGUCCUUCUGACAAGGUGAAUCGUAUAUUCCGCUCUAUCUGUGGGAUGACAGAGCAGUACCUGAACAAUACAGGGCAGCAAGGAGACCUGGGGAAGGUGGUGAAGGAUAUGGAGAAUCUCAUCACAGUGCGGUGCAAGGAGGUUAACAUGGUGAAAGAGCAGAGGAAUGCAAAGUGUAAAGAUGCGAGACUAGAAAGGUUAAAAGAGCGGUGUCUGGGACGAAGAAAAGCGAGAAGAAGACACCACUGCCAUAGAGGAGAGAAAGUGAAGUUGGUCCAGAUGCUUGUUUUUUGUUGGCAAAAGCUACAGAGUGCCGCCCACACCCCAAGGGAAAGAGUGAAGGGAAAGAAAAUGAAUUGAAACACAAUCUCUAACAGUUAUACUUCGAGAUAUAGCCACUCACUGAAUGUAAAGCCAACACUCAUUAAACUUGUCUGUCUAUGGCUCUCAUUUCCUAUUUAUCUUAGAUUUCAAGUGCCAUUAUUGCAAUACAUGUAGUUUUUUUUAAAAAUAAUAUUCAUUCUCUAGCACAUAGCCUAUAAAGCCACAGUGCCUACUUCCUUUUCUAGAUUUUUGUACCAGAUCAAUAUACAGUAUAACAUUUGUGGCAUUUGCUAGUGUGCCAUCUACUGAAUAUAUGCAAGCCAAGUGCUCCACUAUCUGAAAACAUGUUCUGUAAACAAUUGUCAAAGGAGCAUUGGGAUAAUGUUCAUUGGUGCUUGGCAGAAUUUGUUGCAUUACUUAAUAAAUGUUUUUUUUUUUUAAAGGAAUUCCACAAUUUAUAUUAUAUUGCUCUGUUGAGAAUUAUGAUGGGUUAUGCAGUGAAUCUGAAACUUUGUGACCUAUUUUGCACAUCCGGAACCUUUGCUACGGCAUCGUUUCACGACGGAAGAAAGUAAGUUAGGUAUUCCGAGGAGAUGAACGCAACACCAACGUGAAAAAACAAAAUUUGUACCAAGGAAUAUCCUGAAAUGGCUGGCGUGGAUAUGGACCCGGAGGUAGCACAGGGUUUGUUUGAAGAAGGAGCCACGCUUGUCUUGCUCGGCGUUCCCGAGGAAACGGAGUUGGGUAUCGACUACAAGAGUUGGCAGGUCGGUCCUCGCUUCCGUGGAAUAAAGAUGAUCCCGCCAGGGCUUCACUUCCUCCACUACAGCGCCACUAACCCCAAGAGCAUGGGCGGUGAAAUUGGUCCCAGGAUGGGCCUCUUCCUCCACCUGAAGCCUCGGGAGCUUAUUCUGGCCAACUGGGACAGACAGGAGGAGGAUUUGGACUUUUCUGCUACUCAGAAUCCGGAGGAAGUGGAGCGCGUUAAGGCAGGGCUUCGGGAGCUAGACCCUUUUCUCGGACCAUACCCCUACGACACUUUGCGCAAGUGGGUGUCCCUGACGGAUCGGCUCACCCAGGAGGUCGCGGAAGCGCUACAGCCCUUGAACGGACGCGUGUGCGCCUUUUGCGACGUGGUGCCCGAGUUGCAGUUGACCCACACCCAAGACCGCGCCGAGCAGAAUCUGCCCCGCAAUGACACGGCCUGUCAGAACAUGAAGGAAGGGUUGGAGAGGCUGCCCCGAAUGAAACAGAGGGAAGGCACCGAGCUGCGCUUCUCUGACAUACCUCAACAAACAUACCCUCCCGGAGCAACGCCCGCUCAGAUCACCCAGUGUAGCAUGGAUCUCAGCUACGCUCUUCGCCGCCUUCUGGAGCAGCAGUACCAUCAACAGCCGCUCAACGUGCUUGGCGAGCUGCAGUUUGCCUUCGUGUGCUUCCUGGUUGGGAACGCGUACGACGCCUUCGAGCACUGGAAGAAGCUGCUGGCACUGCUGUGUCGCUCGGAGGAGGCCAUGCGCACGCACAAGGAGCUCUUCCUGGGCCUCAUCAGCGUGCUCUAUCACCAGCUCGGAGAGAUCCCCCCAGACUUCUUUGUGGACAUCGUAUCCCAGAGUAACUUCCUCACAUCCACCCUGCAGGACUUUUUCCAGUUUGCCAGUGGCCCGGGGAUGGACAGCACGCUGCGGAAGAGGGCGGAGAAGUUCAAAGCUCACCUGACCAAGAAGUUCCGCUGGGACUUUGAGGCUGACCUCGAGGACUGUGCCCCGGUGGUGGUGGAGCUCCCAGAGGGCGUCACUCUGGACUGAUUAGCUGUGCGUGUGUGUGUGUGUGUGUGUGUGUGUGUGUGUGUGUGUGUGUGUGUGUUGUUGGGUGUGUGUACACGUGAUUGCGUAUGACUGCGUGAGUGUGAUUGCGUAUGACUGCGUGAUUGUGUGUGUGUGAAAGUGUGAGUGUGUGUGUGUGUGUGUUGUUGGGUGUGUGUACACGUGAUUGCGUAUGACUGUGUGAGUGUGAUUUUGUGUGUGUGUGUGUGUGUGUGUGUGUGUGUGUGUGUACAUGCAUGUGUCUUUGUGCUUACACCCACCUCUGGGCCGUAAGCAUCCCCAGUAACUCAUAGCACUCGCAUACACACCCCUAAAAUGGAUUCCUUUCCAGCGAGGCCUUUGGACAGGAUUCUCUCUCAUAUUGAAAAGGGGGGAGGUCAAAGGGCGUGAUCCGAUAUUCCAUAAUGGAAUGUUUGAAAGUUUAUACAAUUCUAAAAGUCAAGGAGCACUUUUCCUGCAUCAUCCUCACCGCAACCCAAGGUGGAGCAGUGGUUGAACUACCUGCAGGUUAUCUUCCCUGCUAUAACUGCAUGGUCUGCUACCAGCAGUCCUGGACAUUCCUUGUAAUAAAGCUCUUUGUUGUUUGCAA